CCGCGCCUGAGUGAAUUGAGCUGGAGAAGAGAAUGGCAGCAGAAUAACGAUUCCUGUCUCACCUCGUGUCACUGUAGUCCAGUGCUGUUUACAUUACCGAUAAGCGAGACGCGAGCUGACUCUUUCCGAUUUCUUCUUCUUCUUCUUCUUCUUCUUCAUCUACUUCUUCUUCUUCUUCUUCUUCUUCUUCUUUUUUUUGAAUGAGAAGAUGAAGGCUACCAUUCCGCCUCGGGCCCGGAGGGACUCGUGCAGCUGCGCUGAACUCUCGGUCGAGCCGGAUCUGUGCUGCCUACAGCACGACAUGAACGACUGCUACAGCCGGCUGAAGCGCCUGGUGCCCACCAUCCCGCAGCACCGGCGCGUGAGCCGCGUGGAGAUCCUACAGCACGUCAUCGACUACAUCCUGGACCUGCAGCUGGCGCUCGAGCGCACCGAGCACACCGAGCACAGCGGGACGUGGCCGCGGAGCUCCAUCCGCACACCGCUGUCCGUCCUCAACACAGAGCAGAGGACACCAGUUGUCAACAAGCCGGAGGACACGAUUUUGUGCCGCUGAGAUGCAGCAUAUCACAGUGGUGUGCAGUGAGCCCGUCCAAAGCCAAGCCAAGCUUUGGCAGCGAAUCCGACACACACCAGGCCCAACGUGGGAUUGCAAAGCCGUUCUGAAACUAAUGGCUUCUAAACCAUAAUUUAUAAACAUUUCAGUGUUAACUGUCAGUGAUGGCUGAGGCAGCCAGUGUUCUUCUCCGUUCACUCUAUUUUCUAUCAGUGAAGGAAAUGCUGAAUUUGAAUAAAGAUAAAGUCUCUUUCUUUCUCUUUCGCUUUCUCUCUCUCUCUCUCUCUCUCUCUCUCUCUCUCUCUCUCUCUCUAUUUCUCAAUGGUAAGAUUUGGUAUUUAGCCAUACCAGGAAAAAGCUUGUCUAAUUUUUACUAAGAAACUUUUAAAGCUUUUACAGUACAUUGAAAGUAACAACGAACGUUAAAAUGCUUACAUCUAUUGUUAAAAAUAGAUGAUUUUGUUUUAAACAGGGAUUUCUCUGCAAUUGAAUUGUUUAAUAUUGUAAAGAAAGAAAAUACAUGUUGACAAAUAAUCCUGUAUAUAUAUAUAAAUAUAUAUAUAAAAAAAGAAAAUAGGAUGUUCUAUAAUUGUAUGUGUAAGAAAAUACCUAUAUGCUAUUGUAAUUAUAAGAUAUUUUUAUUGAAAGCUUUUGUUUUGUAAAUAUUGUGUUUUCCAUAAGUGUAGUGAAGAAAUACAUGAUUGUUCUGCUAAUAAAGAUCUCACAUCAUAAAGCUAAUUAUGCUUUCCUCUGUCGUGUUUACGUACGUAUGUACAAGAAUUGGAAUAAUGUGUCAUAAACAAAUAUGUUCAAUCUUUAAAAAAGGUUUGUGAGAACAUAGUGUUGUGCAGUUUCUAAUCUCUAAGCUAGCCAGGAAGACUUGUUUUGUAAAAACGUUAUAAACUGACGUACCACUUUUUGUGGUACAUUGUAGGUUUUUAUUUUAUAUAGAAGUACUUUUAUUCGAAUAUAAUAAAAUCAAA
Ictalurus furcatus (blue catfish) is the source of this 1539-nucleotide messenger RNA. It is a transcript of the gene id4, whose product is annotated as inhibitor of DNA binding 4. The coding region runs from base 209 to 556 and encodes 115 amino acids. The transcript is spliced from 3 exons. Gene Ontology annotation, cellular component: nucleus; cytoplasm. The record is from RefSeq and is a predicted model, not a curated record. Gene Ontology annotation, biological process: circadian regulation of gene expression; cell differentiation; negative regulation of transcription by RNA polymerase II. Gene Ontology annotation, molecular function: transcription regulator activity; protein dimerization activity. Lineage: Eukaryota; Metazoa; Chordata; Actinopteri; Siluriformes; Ictaluridae.